Molecule: messenger RNA, 992 nt
Organism: Labrus mixtus (cuckoo wrasse)
Lineage: Eukaryota; Metazoa; Chordata; Actinopteri; Labriformes; Labridae
Product: multivesicular body subunit 12B-like
Exons: 10
Coding region: 78-815 (245 amino acids)
Biological process (GO): viral budding; virus maturation; regulation of epidermal growth factor receptor signaling pathway
Cellular component (GO): late endosome; ESCRT I complex
Source: RefSeq, a predicted model, not a curated record
CAUGUUGGCGCGGGGUAAAGUCCAGUUCAGGAAGGUGACAACACACAGGAGAGAAACACAUUUCAAACAGCUUCAACAUGUCUGAAGUGGACAAACAGCUGCCCACUGAGCCCAUCUCUGCAGUUGGAGUAGUCAGUUAUCUCAACAAGGCCCAAGAUGACUACUAUGCUGUUGCACAAACAACAGAUGGCUCUGACGCCGACCUGUGGAAGGACGGCUUAUUCAAAUCCAAGGUCACUCGCUACCUCUGUUUCACCAGAAAAACUGGGCCAGAGGUUGUUGUGGACAUGAAGCUGAUUGACAUUAAGGACGCAUUGCCAGAGGGCUUCACACCUGUGGAAGAAACAAUGGACACGAAGGAAACUGCCAUGAGGAAGAGGAGGCUCUGUGUGAAAAUGAGCCCUCGUGCUGCUGCAGAGGCGGCGGUAUAUGACAUCCAGAUCACUGCGAAGUCCAAGUACCACCUUGUUAACUACACCUGUAUGGGUGAGAUGAACAAUAUGGGGCUGUGGUUUCGAAUGGGAGAUGUUCCUAAGCAGCUCUCAUCACAAGCUAUGUCCAGAACAGCGUAUGAGGCUCCAACAUACAUAGCAAGGAGGACAACGAGCAGGCCGGACUAUGAGCACCAGAGCAGUGGGACCUACACCCUGACAGCUCUGGAUGAUGUACCCUUUGUGAUCUCUGAGAAGUUUAGUGGAAGAAAACCCAAAGAGAUGCAGCAAGUCAAUUUAAUGGGCAUUACGAUCAAAUCCCUGGCAGAGAUCGAGGAGGAAUUUCAAUACAACUUCACCACAGAGAGGAGCAUUGCCAUCUAACUCUCCACCCAAAGUUUACGAACAGAGACACACAGACACGAGGACUGAAGCUCAGCAGAAAGACUCCUGGAUGUAAAAUAAUGGAAGGAAAUAUUUUGAUUUUUAUUUAAAUUAUUUUGGAGUAUUUUCGAUAAUGUACAAUUAUGGGCAUUAAAUUCAAAAAGAUGUUUUAAUUUA